GCUUUUACUUUGAAAGGUCGAGACGUCCCUCUCAUGCGUCUCUGGGAAACAUCAAAAUAGCGGUUAUUUUACUAAAAACGAAAGCCUGUGCUGGAUCUACCCACGUCUGCUUUGAGUUAAUGAGAGUUAUUAACAUCAUUUAGAGAUUAACCGGCGAAGAAAAAGUUGAUGUAACGGUUGCGCUCCUUGAAACAAACAGUGACGCCCCCUUCACUUAGCAUUAGCAGCUAACGCUAAUCACUCACACACAGUCGCGUAGUAACAUUAGCUUGUUAGCUUGAAGACAUUUUCCAAACCCGAGGGUCCAGGAUGCGAGAGGAUUAUUUUUGAGGAACGACCCACAUCCACGUGCCAUGUCUCUGGUUUUCACACGACCCAACACCAACGCAGUCCACGGCAAGAAGGAUAAGAGACUGAUGGCGGAAGUGAACGCAUCGCCGCUCAAACACUUUGUCACGGCAAAGAAGAAGAUCAACGGGAUCUUUGAACAGUUAGGGGCCUACAUCAAGGAGAGCGCCUUAUUUCUGGAAGAUACCUACAAAAAUGAUGAGCUGGACCCGGUCACCACAGAGGAGCAGGUCCAGGAGGUCCGAGGUUACCUCAACAAGGUGGCAGGGAUCGGAGAGGUGCUCGCUCGCAGACACAUGAAGGUGGUCUUCUUUGGGAGGACGAGUAACGGAAAGAGCUCGGUGAUCAAUGCCAUGCUGUGUGACAAGGUGCUUCCCUCGGGGAUCGGACACACCACCAACUGCUUCCUGAGGGUGGAGGGCACCGAUGGCAACGAGUCCUUCCUCCUCACUGAAGGAUCCGAGGAGCGGAAGAGCAUAAAGACAGUGAACCAGCUGGCCCACGCUCUCCACCAGGACGAGGACCUGGACGCGGGCAGUUUGGUGUGUGUGAUGUGGCCUAAAGCCAAGUGUGCUCUUCUAAGGGAUGAUCUGGUUUUGGUGGACAGCCCGGGUAUCGAUGUCACCACAGAACUGGACAGCUGGAUCGACAAGUUCUGCCUGGACGCCGAUGUGUUUGUUCUGGUGGCGAAUUCGGAGUCAACUCUGAUGCAGACGGAAAAGUCGUUUUUUCACAAAGUCAACGAGCGGCUCUCGAGCCCCAACAUCUUCAUCCUUAACAACCGCUGGGACGCCUCAGCCUCAGAGCCUGAAUACAUGGAGGAGGUCCGAAGGCAGCAUAUGGACCGCUGCACCAACUUCUUAGUCGACGAGCUGGGUUUGGUGGACCGGAGCCAGGCCAGUGAUCGCAUCUUCUUUGUGUCUGCAAAGGAAGUGCUCCAGGCUCGAGUGCAGAAGGCUCAAGGGAUGCCUGAAGGAGGAGGAGCUCUUGCAGAAGGUUUUCAAGCCAGAAUGUUUGAGUUCCAAAACUUUGAGAGGCGAUUCGAGGAGUGCAUCUCGCAGUCAGCCGUGAAGACCAAGUUCGAGCAGCACACGGUCAGGGCUAAACAGAUCUCUGAAGCUCUGCGCCGCAUCAUGGAUUCAGUUCACAUCGCUGCACAGGAGCAGAGGGUUUACUGCCUCGAGACCAAAGAGGACCGUCAGGACCGUCUGGAGUUCAUAGACAAGCAGUUAGACCUGCUGACCAUGGACUGUAAGGCCAAGAUCAAGAAGAUAACCGAGGAGGUGGAGAGACAGGUGUCUAAUGCCAUGGCAGAGGAGAUCAGGAAGCUCAGUGUCCUGGUGGACGACUUCCACAUGGACUUCCACCCGUCACAAGUGGUGCUCAAGGUCUACAAGAAUGAGCUCCAUAGGCACAUAGAGGAGGGUCUGGGAAAGAACAUGUCCGAGAGGUGCUCCACUUCCAUCACUGGCGCCCUGCAGGGCACGCAGACCGACAUGAUAGAGGGUCUGAAGCCCCUGCUGCCCAGCCCGGUCAGAGAGCAGGUGGACAAGCUGGUCCCUCGUCAGUGCUUCAGCCUCAGCUACGAUCUGGCCUGUGACAAACUCUGCAUGGACUUCCAGGAGGACAUCAGCUUCCACUUCUCUCUGGGCUGGACCAUGUUGGUGAACCGCUUCCUGGGGCCGAAGAACAGCAGGCGGGCCCUCAUGGGCUACAACGACCAGGUUCCUCGGCCCAUGGCUCUGACUCCGGUCAGCACCAGCAUGCCUCCGUUCCCACAGAGCUCCAUGACCCAAGAGGAGCUGAUGGUCUCCAUGGUGACUGGCCUCGCUUCCCUCACCUCGCGUACCUCCAUGGGCGUCCUUGUAGUUGGUGGCGUGAUCUGGAAGGCAGUGGGCUGGCGUCUGAUUGCGUUGUCCGUGGGUCUGUACGGACUCCUCUACAUCUACGAGAGGCUCACCUGGACCACCAAGGCCAAGGAGAGAGCCUUCAAGAGACAGUUUGUGGACUACGCCAGUGAGAAGCUGCAGCUCAUCGUCAGCUACACCGGCUCCAACUGUAGCCACCAAGUCCAGCAGGAGUUGGCAGGUGUGUUUGCUCAGCUCUGCCAGCAGGUAGACGUCACCCGUCAGAACCUGGAAGAUGAGAUCACUGACAUGAACAGCAAGAUUGAGCUGCUGGACAGCCUGCAGAGCAAGGCUAAGCUGCUGCGGAACAAGGCAGGUUGGCUGGACAGCGAGCUCAACAUGUUCACGCAGCAGUACCUUCACCACAGCAAGUAAACCUGACGGAGAACCUCCGCCUGAGAGACUGAACACCUCCAGAGGAACAUGUGGUACCCAAUGUUGUCAACAGAAGAGGGGGGAAAUAGAAGUAGUUAGUUAGGAUAUUUAAUUUGAAUGGUUGGUUUUGAUUUGGCUUCAGGAAUGGAGUCACCUGAUGACUCGCCACACAAAAAUCUACAGAAAAGUUCAAAGACGGGGGGUUUAAUAGAA
Labrus mixtus (cuckoo wrasse) is the source of this 2843-nucleotide messenger RNA. RefSeq names its product mitofusin 2 (gene mfn2). Gene Ontology annotation, biological process: mitochondrion localization; mitochondrial fusion. The transcript has 18 exons. The coding region runs from base 354 to 2630 and encodes 758 amino acids. The record is from RefSeq and is a predicted model, not a curated record. Gene Ontology annotation, molecular function: GTP binding; GTPase activity. Gene Ontology annotation, cellular component: mitochondrial outer membrane. Lineage: Eukaryota; Metazoa; Chordata; Actinopteri; Labriformes; Labridae.